Molecule: messenger RNA, 3731 nt
Organism: Symbiodinium sp. CCMP2456
Lineage: Eukaryota; Dinophyceae; Suessiales; Symbiodiniaceae
Source: the annotation of a GenBank genome assembly
UUGCGGGGCAGAAGAUCAUCGGCAACGAGAUGGCCCUACAAAGGCGACUCGAGCUGGACAGCGAUCUACAGGGGCCACCGACAACCGCGGCGGAGCAGCGUCUACAACGUCGAGCCCUACGGCGCCAAGAGAGAGCGGUGUCGGAAGAUGAGUGGAACGCGUCGCAGCCGGUUGUUGUGAACCUGGCGGGUGGAGAAUCGGUGUCACUCAGAAUGAAUGAAGCGGGCGCUAUUCUUGCUGUGGAAGCGGCCCCUUCCUUUCAGGAUCUACCACAACCGUGCUUGGAAGGCUUGGUGGAUGCACUUCCAGAGCAAAAUGGGUGGGACGUUCUGAAGGGACUACAGCAUCUGAAUCGCCGAACUCGCAAGCGACUAUGGAGCUCAGACAAGUGGAUCGUACACCUUUUUGCUGGAACAAGAGAAAAACGUGAACUAUUUCACCUGGAAGCGCAUGGCUAUACCAUUUUGGAGCUGGAUAUCGAGAGGGGAAAAACCCAUGACAUACUGAGGCCAGCUACGUGGAGGGUGUUAGAAUACGCCGCACGAAAGGGGAAGAUAUCAGCAGUCAUUGGAGGACCACCCCAAGGGUCGUUCAUGAUCUUCCGGUACAACCUCGGUGGCCCACCUCAGCUUCGUACCAACGAGUUCCCGUACGGCAACUGGGACGGCCAGCUAGAGGCAGAUGUUCGGGAAGUCAACAAACAAACGCAGCUCAUUGCCAGGAUGAUUUAUCUGCAUGCAUUGGCCACAGCUGGAAGGCUUGCAAAUCCCAGAGAUCCAACAUAUCCAAGAGAAGUGGGUUUCCUGCUAGAACAUCCUCGGGAUCCCCGGGGCUAUUUGAAGUAUGGAGAUCCUCUAUAUCCGGGAGUGGUGAGCUUGUGGAGAAUGCCAUUGUGGACGGAGUAUGCGUUGGAAGCAGGAGAGGUCACCUACCUUACCGGGCCGAUUGCGCAGUAUGUGUGCAAGCGGGUGGAACAGGCCGUCGUCACGCCCGUCUUGAGCAUCCUGCGGCAUUUGUUUUAUCCUCAGAUCUAUCAGGACGGCCGAGGGACUUGGGUCGACUACGACAAAGGCGAGCUGAGCGAAGAAGACUAUAAGGACGAAGAUGAUGGCCUCGCGUCUGACCCUGCAGACCAAGUUGAAAAGGAAGGCAUAAAACCCAAGGAAUCGGUUCCUGACAAAGGGGAAGCUGAAGAAGAGGACGAUGAGGACACUCACAAGAAGCUAGACCCUGAGGAGGACAUUGAUUUGGCACCGCCGGAGUUGGUCAACUUGAUCUUUGCCACCGGGAUCCGAGAUGAUAAGGCAGCAACAGUUCUGGAAGCAAUACAGGAUGUAGUGCUGUACUGUUACGCGUUGAAUGUUCCGGUUCUACGAUUUCACUCGGAUCGUGGGAUGGAGUUUCAGGCAAGGGCAACAAAGCAAUGGUUGAAGUCCCAGGGUAUUCGCGUGACAACCUCAGAAGCUGGAGUCCAUCAGACAAAUGGGGCGGCAGAGUCUACAGUGCGAUGGAUAAAGCAGAGGGCACGAAAAGACAGCUGGAAGGGCCCAAGCUGGAUGACUUGGCUCCAAAGUGGGUACAUGGUUCAGGAGGAGGAUAGUGGACGUUUUAUCCAUACUCUUCACGUUCGAGCUGGACUACACGAUCCUGGUCCAGUAGAAGCGGAUGUUGAUGCCGAGGAACCAGCGGGACCUAGCAGAAGAGUUCGAGGUAAAUCAGCAGGUUCAGGAGAUGUGGUUACAUUGUCAAAGGCUGCAAUCCUCGAUGAGACAGAGUACAAGAAGCGGGCGGAGCAGUUGAUGAUGACUUGGUCACAGGAGGAGGCCAAGGUGCUAGUCAAGGAGGUUUGUCAACAGCUGCCAGCAUCAGAAACCGUGUAUGGCAUGUUCAGAUAUGGUAGGAAAGCAGGUGUUACUCGAGCCACAUUAGAGAGACCCUGGUUCACUACAGUUCUUUUGAAGUUGCUGAAGGACAAGGUGCCAGACGCAGAGUUCGCAUCUAUUUAUGUGUCCAUCAAUAGCCAGCGAGAAGUCCAUAUCGACCGGAAUAACGCAAUGGGCACGGUUAACUACAUAUUGCCCCUGAUCAUGCCACGUCGCGGAGGUGAAAUAUGGCAAGAACUUCGAGAUGGAGAUGUUGUAUCAGGUCGAGUAACUGAACUUACCUCGCAGGACGGAAAGGCAAGAUAUGGGUGCGCUUAUCCACUGCAAGCUGGGGAGAUCUUCUGUUUGAAUCCACAUCGAAGACAUGCCGUGCUACCUUCUUCUGGGGAUCGUUUGGUGCUGGUGGGUUAUACUCCAGGAAUGCUUCAGAAUUUACAGUGCACGGACAGAGCAUUGUUGUGGAACCUGGGAUUCCCUAUGCCACUACGCGACGAAGAGGAAGGUGGUGAUGUGAGGAUCAACAUGCUGAAUGUGCGAGAUCUCCAGGGCAGGUCCGAGGACAAAGGCAUCAUUGAGGAGGACGAUGGGAACGUACAAGACCCUGUUGGACGGGAUGCAGCAAUGGAAGCAGUAUCUACUAUCAGCAGCGCGGCGAGUGAAAGCAGAUCAGGGAUACCCAGUGAAGAGUGGUUACGAUGGGAGCUUUACUUGAACUUGGAGAAUGUCGACUCUGGAGCUGCUCUAGUGGGUACAGACUCCUGGGAUGAAGUGGUGCUACGCAAUGCAGAGGUGGGCUUUACAGAGAAUGUGGAAGAGCUCUUAAAUGGCUUAGAUAGCCCGUUAAGCAUCGUGCACACGGUGAAUCCCAAGGAGGUCGUGCAGUAUUUUGGUGAGUGGAUACCGUCCCUGAACAAAGAGAUUGCCUCGUUGGAGCAUGCGGUUGAAAAGGUCCAUAGCAGUGAUCAACGGGUCCGCAAAGACAUCGAAACUGGUCAGGGCCAAGUUAUUCCUAUGAAGGUGGUUUUCACGGUCAAGCCGCCAGACAUGCCAGCCGACGGCAGUGCUCCAGAGAGGUGGUACAAGAGAAAAUCGAGAAUUGUGAUAUGCGGAAAUCUAGCAUCGCACCAACCUGGUGAAGUCUACACGAACACGGCUCCGGCCGAAGUGGUUCGAGCUGCAAUCGCAAUUGCCCGCAUGUUCAAUUGGGAUUUAGGCAUGAUAGACGUUGUGGCCGCUUUUUUACAGACGCCUCUGAAGGGGUUGAAAGGCGCACCUCUCGUGUACGGCAUCCCUCCUAAACUCUUGGUGAAGGCGGGACUAUGCAAACCUGGGGAAUUGUGGAAACUAACUCAUGCAGUAUAUGGACUACAGGAGUCACCGAAGCUAUGGGGCAUGUACAGAGAUAUUCGAUUGGCCCAAAUCCAGCUGGUCUUUGAGGGCAAGAAAGUAGUCCUCAUGCAAGGAAGGGUAGAACCUUCGUGGUUGUCGAUUUUCCAGGAGGGCUCUCAGUUGAUUGGAAUACUGGUGGUAUAUGUUGAUGACAUCCUGCUGUGCGGAAGACCUGAACUGAUCAAGGAGAUUGCGGUCGCCAUCAGAAAAGUGUGGAAGACGAGCGAGUUGCAAUUGGUGUCUGAAGGAGCAAUAAGAUUCCUGGGCAUCGAGAUCUCUAUGUGCACACAAGGCUUUGCUUUGACACAAAAGUCGUAUACCUGCAUCCUCUUCGCCUUGCUUAAUUUAUGCUCGCUUGUAGAAAAGCUAAAAUGUGUAUAUGUGUGCGGUUGUGGCUUGAGUGGGCGGUUCUGUGUUUCCCUGCAUGUAAGUGGGCUGAAUUGCUUCGAAUUGGGCUGA